This is a messenger RNA of Sesamum indicum (sesame), 1803 nucleotides long. Its product is annotated as ACT domain-containing protein ACR10. NCBI's taxonomy places the organism in Eukaryota, Viridiplantae, Streptophyta, Magnoliopsida, Lamiales, Pedaliaceae. The record is from RefSeq and is a predicted model, not a curated record.
UUUUUGUGGGAAUCUUGAAUCCAAGUCUUCCUCUCUCUCCCCUUCUCUCUCUAUCCAAUUCCAAACUUUGAAAAUCAGCACACACAUGAGAGAGAAACGUAGAACAAUAUUAACAAUUCAACAGUCUGCUGCCCUUUUCUCCCCUUAUGGUGUGUGUGUGUGUGUGUGUUCACAGUGUCUUUCUGCUUUGCUCCAAAUUCAAGAAAAAUAAAAGAUAGUGAAAAAUAGCAUCUUUACUUUCCAUUUCAAGAACCCACAAAGCAGAAACCCCAAGAGAGGAGGAGGAAAAAGAAAAAGAUUGCUCUUUUACUGUGUUGUGUGAUUGAGGGAAAAGAGAGAUGAAAUGGGAAUUAUCUAUGAAGAUGCAGUUUUGAUUAAAGAAGCUGAGAGGGCAGGUGAACAUACUGUGAUCACUGUGAACUGUCCAGAUAAAACUGGGCUUGGAUGUGAUCUGUGUAGAAUUAUAUUGCUUUUUGGACUUAGCAUUGUCAGAGGAGAUGUUUCGACCGAUGGUAAAUGGUGUUACUUGGUUUUCUGGGUCGUCGGGAAGCCAACAACCAGGUGGAACUUGUUGAGGAAGAGGCUUCUUGAGGUGUGCCCUAAAUGUACUCCAUCAGCAUCGGGGAUUUUCUACUUUAUUCCAGAGUUUCAGCAGCCAAGGCCUCCACAAAUUUUCCUGCUCAAGUUUUGGUGUUCUUAUGACCGAAAAGGGCUUUUACACGAUGUCACUGAGGUUCUUUACGAGCUCGAGCUAACAAUAAAAAGAGUGAAAAUCUACACGGCACCUGACGGACGAGUGAUGGACCUCUUUUUUAUCACGGAUACGAGGGAACUUCUUCAAACGAGUAAGAGACGGGAGGAAACGAUUAAAAGUCUAAAAGUUGUGUUAGGAGACACCAUGAUGAGUUGUGAUAUUGAGGUGGCUGCUCCCGAAGUCGCUUCGUGCUUACAGUCGUUUCUUCCGUCUUCCGUCUCGGAAGACAUUUUCAGUCUGCCACUUUCUGGGGAACUGUCAAGCGGAGUGCUCGCCUCUGAUUCUGUUUCUAUCGUCGUCGAUAAUGCCCUCAGCCCUUCUCACACGCUCGUCCAGAUCUUUUGCCAGGAUCACAAGGGCCUUAUCUAUGACAUAAUGAGAACCUUGAAAGAUUACAACAUCCAGAUCUCUUAUGGUCGCUUCUUCGCAAACACAAAAGGGAACUGCGAGCUGGACUUAUUCAUAAUGCAAACUGACGGGAAAAAGAUAACCGACACACACAAGAAAAACGCUCUGUGCUCUCGGCUAAGAAUGGAGCUCAUCCACCCUCUCAGAGUAGAUGUUGUUAGCAGAGGCCCCGACACCGAGCUGCUGGUAGUUAACCCUGUCGAGUUGUCCGGGAGGGGCCGGCCCCUCGUCUUCUAUGACAUCACUCUCGCUCUCAAGGUUUUAAACAUCAGCAUCUUUUCAGUGGAGAUAGGUAGACAUAGAAUCCACGAUCGAGAAUGGGAAGUGUACAGGAUCUUGAUAGAUGAAUGUGACUGUUUGUCUGCAACAAGAGAUGAGAUUAAAGAAUGUGUGAGGAAGAAGCUGAUGGGUUGGGAAUGACUUAGCAUUUUCUCAACCCUUUACUGUACAGAUGUUUUCUGCCAGUUAAUGUAAAUUAUGUAAAGCAGUUCUGUCUAACUGAGCAAGUUUAUUACAUGUGAGAAAGAGCUGUGCUCAGAGAGUUUUAUAUGUAUGUAUAUUUAGCAAUGCUUCUCAGACACAACAGCUUUACCAGGAAAAGUGAUAUAUGGCAAUGAAAAUCUUGCAACUAGAUUGCAGCC